Achroia grisella is the source of this 1174-nucleotide messenger RNA. Its product is annotated as persulfide dioxygenase ETHE1, mitochondrial. The coding region runs from base 160 to 1011 and encodes 283 amino acids. Gene Ontology annotation, molecular function: sulfur dioxygenase activity. Gene Ontology annotation, biological process: hydrogen sulfide metabolic process; glutathione metabolic process. NCBI's taxonomy places the organism in Eukaryota, Metazoa, Arthropoda, Insecta, Lepidoptera, Pyralidae. The transcript has 6 exons. The record is from RefSeq and is a predicted model, not a curated record.
UAAUAUAUUUAAUGUUAUACUUCCUUAACAAAAUAUAUUUUCACUAGCUUCUAAUGUACUAUAAAGUUAUUUUUUAAUUAUAUGUCCUUUCUCUUUGCAUACUACAGUAUCAGUGAUACAAUAUUAUGAAAAUUAAUUUUAACUGCCAUAAUUCUGUUAAUGAUAUUAUCUCUCUGUACAUGGAAUUAUCAGUACUUAUACAAGAAGAUGAUGUUGCAUCAACUCAAAUCUUCUGUAUUGUAUUGUACAAGGAUAGGACGAGCAUCUUUAUCCUCUAAAACAUUUGUACAUGUAAAAUUCUCUAGAAAAAUUGAUAAAACUAAUUUCUUCUUUAGGCAGCUAUUUGAUCCAGUGAGCUGCACCUACACUUAUGUAUUGGGUGAUAUAAAUACUCGGGAUGCAGUCAUUAUUGAUCCCGUACUUGAACAUGCAGAGAGAGAUGCUGGGCUUGUGAAGGAAUUGGGAUUAAAUUUAAUCUAUGCAAUGAACACACACAUGCAUGCAGAUCACGUCACUGGUACUGGUAAAUUGAAGUCGUUGCUGCCAGGAGUUCGUAGUGUGAUCGGCAAGGCUUCCGGCGCUAAUGCUGACAUCCACCUGCUGGAUGAUGAUGUGGUAACAUUUGGACAGCAUCAGUUGCAGGCAGCUGCGACGCCUGGUCACACUAAUGGAUGUUUAACAUACAUAUGUCAUGAACAGGGUAUGGCAUUCACGGGUGACACACUACUCAUACGGGGCUGCGGCCGUACCGACUUCCAGGAGGGAUCCUCCGAAGCCUUAUACAGCUCGGUACACAAAAGGAUCUUCACGCUACCUGACCAUUACACACUGUAUCCAGCACACGACUACAAAGGACUGACCGCUACCACGGUGGGAGAAGAGAAGAAAUAUAAUCCUCGAUUGUCAAAAUCAUUGCAGGAGUUCAUAAAAAUAAUGGAGAAUUUGAAUUUACCGUACCCGAAAAUGAUUGAUAAAGCUUUACCUGCUAAUAGAGUAUGUGGUAUAUAUUAGUGUUAAAUCAAUACUAAAAUGUCAGUCUGUCUGUCAAAAUGCCUGGUUUUCGUGUAUUUGGUUUUCAACAAGGAAAUGACGUUUAGCGAAUGAAACAAGUUUUGAUGUAAUAUUAUAUGUAGCUUGAACCCUGAAGAAGUAUGUCUCUCUUACAGUUUACUUA